Messenger RNA from Schistosoma margrebowiei, 1663 nucleotides. NCBI's taxonomy places the organism in Eukaryota, Metazoa, Platyhelminthes, Trematoda, Strigeidida, Schistosomatidae. The record is from the annotation of a GenBank genome assembly.
AUAUUGUAAAAACAAUUUUAUUAUGUCUAGAACUAAUUCUGAUAAAACUUCAUUUCAUAAUAAAAAUACAAUCAUUAUUAUCAUUACAAUUGUUAUAGAUUUCUUCAUUAUAAAUGUACAAUGUUCUUCAGUCAAUAAUGAUGGUGAUAUUAAAUUGGUCGAUGGUCCAAGUGAACAAACUGGUACUGUACUAGUUUAUAGAACAUAUGGUUGGGGUAAAGUAUGUGAUGAUCACUGGACAAUGAAAGAAGCAAAUGUUGUUUGUAGACAAUUGGGAAUGGGUCACGCUCUUGAAGUACACAGACGUAAUAGAUUUGGAUCAAGCUCUCAAGCAAAUUAUUUAAUGGAUGAAGUUCAUUGUACUGGUAGUGAAAAACGUCUAAUUGAUUGUAGAUUCAACGGUUGGGGUGUACAUGAUUGUCGAAUUAAUGAAGAAGCUGGUGUAAAAUGUGCUCAAAAAGCUAUAAUAAUUAAUAAGCCUUCAUGGAAUCCGCUUAAAUUGAAAUUAAGCCAGUUGGAGUUAGAAAGAAUGUCUAAAAUAAAAUUCAAAGUGAUCAGUCAACAAAUGAACUUUAGUCAACAUACGCAAUCACCUAUAUUCAUUCCAGUUUUGAUUGAAACAGAAAAUGGAACUAAGGGAACAGUUUGUUCAGAUCAUUUUCAUGCAGCUGAAGCAAUUGUAUUAUGUCAUCAAUUAAAUGUUGGUCACGGGGGGAGAGUUAUUGCCAUGCCAAUCGAACAAACUGGAAUCAAUACUACUAAUUCAAUUGCUAUAAUUGGGUAUUGUUAUGGGAAUGAGACCGAUUUAAAGCAUUGUAAAAGUUAUAUCGAUUACAAUGGUAUUCCAUGUCAAUCACAGUUGGCAGCAGCUGUUGAAUGUACAGAUAAUCUACCAGAUUUAUUACCUGAUCGCUACAGUUUAGAAACAUCUGCAUAUAUUCAAAAAAUGAGUCUUUGGUUAUUAGAAUGUGCUCUUGAAGAAAAUUGUUUACCAGAUAUUGUGUAUAGAAUUAUUGAUAAUAAUCCAUAUAACUAUACAUGGAUGACCAGGACCCUGAUGAGAUUCUCAUCAAUUAUUGAAAACUCUGGAAAUGAAGUUUUUCGACCACUAGAAGAUCCAGAUAAUUGGGAGUGGCAUGCAUGUCAUAUGCACUAUCAUAGCAUGAAAGUGUUUUCACGUUACGAAGUUGUGGAUACAGAAAAGAGGCUUGUAGCUGUUGGGCAUAAAUCAAGUUUUUGUUUGGAAGAUAAUCUGUGCAAAUCUGGAGUAGCACCUAAGUUCCGUUGUAGUAAUGUGGUCGAUAGUAAAGGAACACAAGGUAUAAGUCCAGGAUGUCGAGAUAUGUAUUUACAUGAUUAUGAUUGCCAAUGGGUUGAUAUAACUGACAUUGCUCCAGGGCAGUACACAUUCCAAGUUUCAUUUAAUCCUGACUUCUUGGUGCCGGAAUCUAAUUUUUUUAACAACGCAUUAACAUGUCAAAUGACACAUUUGGGAUAUACUGCUGUUCUAAGACUAUGUCGAUUUAUUCAUUUAAAUGAUUUAUUUUGAAUCCUCUAAUCCUUCAAGUAACAAUUUCUUUCCAAUUCAGUUAUUUUACAUGUUGGUAUUACUUGUAAAUCGUUGAUGAUAAUAAAUAAACAACCUUCACUAUUUCACUUUUAA